AGUGCCUCGGGUUGAUAUUGAAUGUGCCCUCAGUCUCUUGGCGAUCGUACAAAGUGUCGUUUGAUUUUAGUGUAAACGCGAUCCUCACAGUUUUUCCCUCCAUUCUCACUUCUUACCUUCCUGCCCAAGUAUGGCCCUCGUUGUCCGGUCAGUCUACAAUGGAUUUACCGCUCUCUUCGAGGAGCACACAGAUCCCAGAGUAGCGCAUUAUCCGCUCAUGGGAGAUUUUGGAUUAGCAAAAAUCCUCUUGAUCAUGAUCGUCUAUCUCUACACUGUGAAAAAAUGGGGCCCAAAACUCAUGGAAAAUCGACCUCCUUUUGAACUAAAAACAACCAUGAAUGUCUUCAACAUCAUCCAAGUUCUACUAAAUGUCUACAUAGCUGUAUUUGGAAGCUACUAUUCCUACUGGCAGCCUGACUUCAGUUGGGAGUGUCAACCGAUAGACUUUACAGUCGUCACACCAGAAAGACUACAGUUGGUGUUUGUCAGCUACGUCUACUUCCUGACCAAGAUCUUAGACCUAGCGGAUACUGUAUUCUUCGUACUACGCAAGAAAAACAACCACAUAACUUUCCUGCAUACAUAUCAUCACGCUGGAAUGGUUCUGGGAACAUUCAUCUUUGCCAAAUUCAUGGCAGGAAGUCACUCAACUCUUCUGGGUGUUCUGAACGCCUACAUUCAUGUCAUCAUGUACACCUACUACUUCCUCACAUCCUUCAAUUCCGACCUAAAGAAUUCUCUCUGGUGGAAGAAACACAUCACCCAACUCCAAAUGCUGCAGUUUCUAGUUCUAAUCAUCCACUUUGCCCACCCACUCAUCCGAAAACCAGACUGUGCUCAUCCCAGAAUUCUCCUGUUUAUCGCAAUGAUGCAGAAUGUUUUCAUGUUCCUCCUCUUCUUCGACUUCUACCUCAAAGCCUACCGCAGGAAGAAGAUCAAGAAGGAAUCAAGUGACUAAAUCGCAAAAUAAUGAUUGUUUUCUGUAUUAUGGGAAGAUUAAAUGAUAAGAACGAC
Molecule: messenger RNA, 1014 nt
Organism: Phlebotomus papatasi
Lineage: Eukaryota; Metazoa; Arthropoda; Insecta; Diptera; Psychodidae
Product: elongation of very long chain fatty acids protein AAEL008004-like
Exons: 4
Coding region: 131-958 (275 amino acids)
Biological process (GO): fatty acid elongation, saturated fatty acid; very long-chain fatty acid biosynthetic process; sphingolipid biosynthetic process
Cellular component (GO): endoplasmic reticulum membrane
Molecular function (GO): fatty acid elongase activity
Source: RefSeq, a predicted model, not a curated record